Dufourea novaeangliae is the source of this 1722-nucleotide messenger RNA. RefSeq names its product cAMP-responsive element-binding protein-like 2 (gene REPTOR-BP). Lineage: Eukaryota; Metazoa; Arthropoda; Insecta; Hymenoptera; Halictidae. Gene Ontology annotation, molecular function: DNA-binding transcription factor activity. Gene Ontology annotation, biological process: regulation of DNA-templated transcription. The transcript is spliced from 5 exons. The record is from RefSeq and is a predicted model, not a curated record. The coding region runs from base 132 to 596 and encodes 154 amino acids. Gene Ontology annotation, cellular component: nucleus.
UUGCAGUGUUUGUAAACAGACACACGUUGCCGUUGCAAAGUUUGGACGAUAGGACGGAAUCUGGACUGAACGACGCGUGUCAGCGAGAAUCCACCUGGGAAACUUGAAAAGGAGGUUGAUAACCAGAGAACAUGGAAGUGGAACCUUUGUAUAUCGCAGAAAACGAGACGGAGGGAUCUCGCGGCGAUCGGAAAGAGGGGGGUAAGAGGGGACGCAAGCCUGGAAGGAAGGCGUCCGAUAAGUCGGAUAUGAAAGCCAAGCUUGAACGGUGUCGGCAGAGCGCGAGGGAAGUUCGCGGUAGGAAGAAGCUGAGGUAUCAGUAUCUAGAAGAGCUGGUGGCCGACCGCGAAAGUAGCGGAAAAAAUUUAGAACGAAGUCGGCAGAGUGCGAGGGAGUGUCGUGCUCGGAAGAAGCUGAGGUAUCAAUACCUGGAAGAGCUGGUGGCCGACCGUGAAAAGGCUGUUAUCGCUCUUCGGAAGGAGCUGGAGAUGUAUCGACUGUGGGGACAGGAAUUGGACGCCGGACGAGUUCCCGAAGGGCUACCAGCGAUGCUGGAGGAGAUCGGCUCCCUGAAGCGGGAGAACGCGGUCAACUAACCCCGACGAGAAACUACGAGUCACGAACAUCGAGCUCUCCCUGUUGUCACUUGUCAUUCUUUUUUCCACUCUUCUGCCGUACAUAUUUACGUACAUAUUUUGUUAGUCGCGAGCCUAUUCCCGAUAGCUUCGUUGCCUGACGGAAAAAUCAUCAAGAGGCCAGACCUCUGUUUCGGAUUCUCCUCAAACUGUGUUCGAGUAUUGUCUCGCGGUUUUCACCGACGGUCGAUCCGUCGGGACAACGAGAAAGAGGAGAAUAAGAACCGAAAAAAGAUCGUUUUUAUCCCCCGUUCGAUGAUUCGAUUUUGUUUGUACACUAGCCUAGGCUAAGCUGUUGUUUACGUUCUUUAAUCACCUUCAUUGCUCCCCUGUUUCGAGAGAGAAACCGAUUUGGCGUUGUUGUUUCUCGUCCCUCCCCGUUAUAUUAUAUAUAUAUAUAUACGCGUGUAUUGUUUUUUAUAUAUAUAUACUGUUUUCUUUUCGAAGGAAGAAAAAAAAAUUGUUCGUGGUCCCAUGUUGUUUGUGGUCCGUUGAGUUGAAAUACUUUUUUGUUUGUAUAGUACGUCGUUGGAACAUGCGCGGCGAUCAGCUUCGCGAAUGCGCGACACGCGUUUCUCUGUGUGUACCUAGCUUUCAUGUACCUAUGCCACGAGAUUGUUAGAGAGACUAUGGAAUUAAAGAGACGGGAAAACAGUUGAGUAUAUAUAAAUAUAUAUAUUCUCGUGUUAGCGCGUCAACGAACGACGAUUCGUUGCGUAUUUUAUCAUCGUUAAGAAAGAGGAAAAAGAAAGAGUUAUGGGAGUUUCUGCUAGCGCAGACGAGCGUGUCUUCUGUUUCCUUGGUCUCCUCGUCGGGCGUGAUUCGUCGAGAACGAUUUAGAAGCUUGUUUCCUUUUUUUUUUUAUCGCUGACAGAUUAAUCGCCAGGAGCGUUUUGUAUUUUUGUUUUUAAAAUUUUGUUCGUUUCCAUCGCGCGAUCAUAACCCCCCCCCGCUGUCUUCGCGGCGACCAGGUGUGUCUGUAUGGUAAACGGUAUUUUUGUACUGCGGAGAAAAUCUAUUCCCUUUGUACAGAUAUUGAUGAUAUCGCGAGAACUUGUUCGUAUGAAUAAAUUAUAUAUAUAUUAUA